This is a messenger RNA of Asparagus officinalis (garden asparagus), 2790 nucleotides long. RefSeq lists its product as uncharacterized. The coding region runs from base 280 to 2439 and encodes 719 amino acids. NCBI's taxonomy places the organism in Eukaryota, Viridiplantae, Streptophyta, Magnoliopsida, Asparagales, Asparagaceae. Gene Ontology annotation, biological process: mRNA destabilization. The transcript has 7 exons. Gene Ontology annotation, molecular function: mRNA binding. Gene Ontology annotation, cellular component: cytoplasm. The record is from RefSeq and is a predicted model, not a curated record.
CUCUCGCUCUAUUUUAUUCUUCCCAUUUCAAAAUUUAAUCAUUAUUAUAAUAGUUUUUCUUAGGGUUAGGGUUUUCUUUGGGGGCGACUCUCGAUUCUCCAUUAAAAUUUAGGGCAAAACCACUGGUGAUCUGAGGGCGUUGUUCGUGAUCAUCGGGAUCGCUUUGAUUCGCUUGCGGCUCGAUUCUCCGGCAUCUUUGGCCGAUUAAUUUUGGGACAAGCUUGUCCGGGUUCAGAUUGACACAUUACUUGGCAUCAUAUCUCAAGUAAAGAGAGCUAUAUGGAGGGAGAACUGGCUCCGGAGUUUAUCUAUGAUCAGGGCGUAUACUAUCCUGCAGCUGGAAACUAUUAUGAAUAUGUCUGCACAGGAGUGGAACCACCUACUGAAUGGGAUGGCAACCAUAAGUUUUUGACCGUAGAUGUUCAAGAUCAGCAGUUUCCCGGUUUGCAAAGCGAAAAUUUAUCAUAUGUAUACUAUACGCCUAGCUAUGACUAUGCACAGUCUCCUUACAACCCUUUCAAUCCUUACAUUCCUGGCGCUGUCAUAGGAACUGAUGGUCCAUACAUAGGAUCGCAGCAGUGCUUUACCAACUCUCCAUACCCCCAAACUGUUGUUUCACCUGGUUAUAUGCCGGUUAUUAGUCAAUCUAGUUCAGAUACUCAUACUCUCCUGAAUGGUUCUCCUGAUCCAUUGCUUUUCAGCAAUGGUGCUGUACAAUAUGCACCUUCAUUAUCAUCCAUGAGCGUGACGACCACACCUUUGAAAGUUUCUUUCGAAAAUUUAUCGUUGGAGCCUUCCCAUUCUUCCCAUCAGAUUCAGGUAUCUGGGAGAUCGUCUGAAGGGACAGGAGUAAAUGCAGGAGCAAGAAAGAAGUUCUCACCAUAUGGAGUUAUGACAAAUGGUGGUUCUCAUCAAGUAAUUCAGGGAACAGAGCACGUAUCAUUUCCGGGAGUCCCUUCUGUUCGCAGUCCAUUGAAGGCCACAUUUCCCGCCAACAAUGGCUUUACAAGUUCUGGAUCUGAUGUCCGUGGAUGGGCUCCAGUUGAUAGGAUGAGGCCAAGAAUCCAAUAUAGUGGGGUUCCUAACAGAAGCCUGGGUGAGCAAAAUAUGGGUCCUAGAACCAACAAGACGAGAACUCAAUUGACAUUACCAGUAACUCUCAAAGACUACACAACCGAAGCUGGUACUGGUAAUUUGGAUGGACACACAAUUAUUCAUCCUGAUCAAUAUAACAGGGAUGACUUUCCUGUUGAUUAUCCGCGGGAUACCAAGUUCUUUGUCAUCAAAUCCUACAGUGAGGAUGAUGUGCAUAAGAGCAUCAAAUAUAAUGUGUGGUCAAGCACUUCCAGUGGUAACAAAAAACUGGACGCCGCCUAUGAAGAGGCCCAGAGGUCAUCCGUUGGGAAAUCAAGAAAAUGUCCAGUUUUUCUUUUCUUUUCUGUUAAUGCUAGUGGUCAUUUCUGUGGUGUUGCUGAGAUGGUUGGUCCUGUUGACUUCCACAAGGACAUGGACUUUUGGCUGCAAGAUAAAUGGACUGGGUGCUUUCCUGUCAAGUGGCACAUAAUAAAGGACGUUCCCAACUCAAGCUUUCGGCACAUCAUAUUGGAGAACAAUGAGUUCAGACCUGUGACUAGUAGCAGAGACACCCAAGAGGUCCAAUAUGAUCCAGGGAUGAGUAUGCUGUAUACUUUUAAGAGAUUUCCUCUGAAUACAUGGAUUCUCGAUGAUUUUAUGUACUAUGAAGAGCGGCAGCGGAUUAUGCAGGAAGAAAAAUCCUUGCUUCUUGGAAGUAAAACCUAUGUAAACUCAGUUUCCCCUCCGAUCUUCAUUCCCUCUAUCAAGCCUGGUGAAGCAAUUACUCGUUCUGUUGAGGUCCACCCUCCUAAUGCUGGCGAGGUCCCGCUUCCUAUUGCCAGCGUAAAUGAAACAAAGGCUAAAUCUGCUCAGCCUCUGGAACCAAAUAUAAGGAAAAUGGUUCCUCGUACAGCUGAUGAAGAUGAUAAGCAGAAGAAUGCUGAACUCACACAGCUAAAUGGUACGAUGGAACAACCAUCAAAAUCUGAUGAUGCGCAUGUGUCAGCUGGAGGCAAUCCUGCAAUACAACCAGAACCGAAACAAGUUAAAAAUCAUAGCACAAAACAAUCAUCAGAAGCUAAAAGUGAUCAAAGCAAGAAUCACAGUUUGUUGCCCGAGGGCACGGAUAAAUUAAGCCCAAAUGACACGCAUGCUGUUUCGAGGGAUUCUGCAAAGCAUGCACAAGGUAAAAGAAAAGGCAGGCCCGAGUCUGUAGGAUGCUCCGAUACUCAGGUUCCUGCCAAAGAGACUGAUGUUUUUACUGUGGGUUCCGUAGAGAUCGAAAUUACCGAUACUAGCAGAUUGAUUUCUGGUACUCUAACUAUUGGUUCAAUUCCUUGUGAUACAAAGGGACCAAAAUCUUAGACGGAGUCGCGAAAUCAUUUCGUAUUUUGUUUGCCCAAGAAUGAUUUUGCCAAGCUCGGUUGCUGGUCCUUUUGCUUCUUUUUUUUUCUUCCUUGCUAGGGGAAAAAGGGUACAGACAACAUAGAUUUUGUGAUGAAGCGCUUUGGGGGAAAGCAGUUUGCCUUUUUUUAUUUUGUUUUUUUUUUAAAUUUUAAUUACAGGUUGCAGUAAUUUACUUUAAUGAAAGUAAAAGUAUUCAAGUAGAUGCAUGUUUUGCCCUUGUUAUUUUUCGAAAUGUUGAUGAGUCGCCCUGUGGCUUCAUUCUCUAAUUUUUCAUCAAUGCAAAAUUGCAAUUGAUGUUGUUGAUUGCAA